Amphimedon queenslandica is the source of this 1118-nucleotide messenger RNA. RefSeq lists its product as uncharacterized. The coding region runs from base 203 to 1036 and encodes 277 amino acids. The record is from RefSeq and is a predicted model, not a curated record. Lineage: Eukaryota; Metazoa; Porifera; Demospongiae; Haplosclerida; Niphatidae. Gene Ontology annotation, biological process: cell-matrix adhesion. The transcript has 5 exons.
GAUACCUUACAGUUAAGAAUGACAAAGAGUGGUGGCUCCAAUUAGUGAACAUUCAUACAGUAUUGUAACUGGAGCUAUGGCAAGUCUACACAUCAAAGGCCCUUCACUGGUUUCUGUUAAUUACAUACUUUGUGGCUUCUAUGAUGAUAUAAAAGUGGCAGACAGUAAGAGCUGAAUUCAUUGUAACAGAGAAGCAGCUAAAAUGAGAUCGGUACUUCUAACAGGAUUCAUACUAGUUAUACUGAGUGCAUGUUAUACAAAUGGACUAACAUUGAAUGACUUGUACCCAUACGGUACAGAAAAUGGGGACACCAUGAGGACUGGAGCUAAUAAUCUCCCUCGAGUAUCAAUACAGCCUCCAAUUGAUAACUUCAUUAGAUUUGGUCCAGCUGGACUUACAGUAGCAAGAUAUCAAGUUUAUCAUAGAGGGUUCCUGGCAAUUAUAGGUGUUAAUGCUAAUAAUUACAUCUAUCUCAAUUUGCUCUACAUUUCAUCAGUUGAUUUUUCCAAUACUAAGAUAUAUGGUAGGACUACUACUGAUCCAGGAUUAAUAAACAGAGCAAUGAAUCAGAUUAAUGAAGGAUUUCCUAAUACUUUCUGCAGUACAUCUCCUCCUACACAAUUAAUAAUAGGAACAUGGAUAGAUUAUGGAAAAGAUAACUCAAACUCAGGCAGUAACUUUCAAGUAAUAAUUGUGACUAAUGGAAGCAAUACAUUUGGUAUUGCACUUUAUGUCAAUGUACACCUUACAUCAGUUGAAGAUACUGGAAUAGAGUCGGACAUUAGUGAUGAUUAUGAUUCAGCUGAUCCAUCUUUCUUUCCAUUUGGUACUACAGUCAUGAAUGCUCCUACUAUGAUGCUUAAUAGCAACAUACCAGGGACAUAUAUAUUUUCUCUGAAUCAUGUAUCACCAGUUCCUUGUAUUGAGCCUAGUCCACCUGACUGCUCUGCUAUAUGCAAAGCUAAACUUCUCAAAAUGACAUGUGAAGUUAUGAAGAUUAAUGGGAAAGCUCUACCAGCUCCUUGUAAUAACUGAGCACAUUCCUUUUCAUUCUGCUUAGUUUUGUGAUUAAAUUGUUUUUAAGUAGUGAAUGAGUUAAUUUUAUACUUAAACAGUA